AUGCCUGACUCUGAGCUGAACAGCCCGGCGUCUUCGUCCGCCUCGCCGCCGCCAUCGCCGACCACGGCGGGAGGCGGAGUUCUGGAGAAGAGGGAGAGGGAUUCCGGAGGCAAUGGCGCGGGCGGCCGGCACCGGGGGUACCGCGGCGUUCGGAUGAGGGCGUGGGGGAAGUGGGUGUCCGAGAUCAGGGAGCCGCGCAAGAAGUCGCGCAUCUGGCUGGGCACCUUCCCGACGCCAGAGAUGGCGGCGCGCGCGCACGACGCCGCCGCGCUCGUGGUGAAGGGCCCUGCAGCCGUGCUCAACUUCCCGGAGCUGGCCUCGUCCCUGCCGCGCCCGGCCUCCGCCGCGCCCCACGACGUGCAGGCCGCGGCAGCCCGCGCCGCGGCCAUGGACCCUGCCUCUGUGGGCGCGGGCGUGAGCACGGAGCCAAUGCCAGCGGCUGCGACGUCGCCCCUGUGGCGCCGCGGACAGAUGUCGAGCCAGGUCGACGACGAGCUUGAGGAAAUCAUCGAGCUGCCAUCCAUCGACGAGGACAUCGCGGCCGCCGUUGAGGUCGCGUUCGGGGGCACGUUCUGGGAAGACCCCGUCACCGAGCCGUGGUACGAACCAGCGUGGCUGGGGGAGCACGCGGGCAUUGGCUCGCACGACGAGCUGGCCGUGCCCGCGCUCGGUCUGGAGCCGUACCAGUUCUGGGGGCAGCCCGAUGGCAUCGCCGCGUCCGGGUUCGGUGCGCUCUUGUGGAACCUGUAA
Triticum turgidum subsp. durum (durum wheat) is the source of this 750-nucleotide messenger RNA. The record is from the annotation of a GenBank genome assembly. NCBI's taxonomy places the organism in Eukaryota, Viridiplantae, Streptophyta, Magnoliopsida, Poales, Poaceae.